Rana temporaria (common frog) is the source of this 1347-nucleotide messenger RNA. Its product is annotated as 3 beta-hydroxysteroid dehydrogenase type 7-like. Gene Ontology annotation, biological process: steroid biosynthetic process. The record is from RefSeq and is a predicted model, not a curated record. The transcript is spliced from 8 exons. Bases 189 to 1292 code for a protein of 367 amino acids. Gene Ontology annotation, molecular function: 3-beta-hydroxy-Delta5-steroid dehydrogenase (NAD+) activity. NCBI's taxonomy places the organism in Eukaryota, Metazoa, Chordata, Amphibia, Anura, Ranidae.
ACUGUUAUCUACUAUUUUCUGGUUUAUGUAUUUUCAGUAAAUGUAACCAGGUCAGUAGAUGUGACAGCACCGAUUAGGCAAAGGUCGUGUGACAAAGGGUGCUUUCCCGUUACCUCCUUUCCCAAAACACAGUAGGAAGCAAAGGGAGAGCUCAUAGAUUCCAAUUAAGCUGUCAUUAUUCUGCGAGCAUGGCCAAGGAUCUGGUUUACCUGGUGACAGGCGGUUCUGGGUUAAUUGGUGAACAUAUUGUAAAAUUUCUGCACAAAGAAGAAUAUGUGAAAGAAGUGAGGAUUUUUGAUGUUCAUGAAGGUGGAUUUAUUAAACAGUUAGAAGGAGGUCCUGCCAUUACCUUCAUUAAAGGAGACCUUACUAACUAUAACCAAGUUCUGGGAGCUGUCAAAGGUGUUCAUGUUGUCAUUCAUACAGCUGCUCUUGUGGAUGUUUUGGAGGAACAUUCCUUUAAGGAACGUGAGGCUAUAAAUGUUGGAGGGACAGAGAAUGUUAUAAAAGCUUGUCUGGCCUCUGAUGUCCCCUACUUACUGUACACAAGCUCAAUAGCUGCAGUUGGACCAAACACAAAUUUAGAUCCUAUGGUGGGAAUCACAGAAGACACAAUCUAUCAUGGUGAGAAGUUACUGUUUUAUGGUAAAACUAAGAGUCGGGCUGAAAAGUUAACCCUCUCGGCUAAUGGUCAGCAGAUGAGCAAUGGCAAUAAAUUGACUACCUGCUGCAUCCGACCAAGCGGUGUCUAUGGUGAAAAGUCUCCAACUUUUCUGAGCCAAUAUCAGUCUGCAAAAUCCAACAAUAAUAAGAUAAACUACAUUCAACCAGAUAAUGCAGCGCAAAGCUAUGAAUAUGUUGGUAACGUGGCCUGGAUGCAUGUGCUUGCCGCUCGUCAGAUGCAGCUGAAACCACACGUUCUUGGUGGACAGGCGUACUUUGCGUAUGAUGACACCCCGUUUAGGCGUAUAAAGGACUUUAAUCAGGAACUGUUCACUGAAUUUGACCCUGAUAUACAAAUAGGGUCGUACAUUCCGUACUGGAAGAUGUGGUUGAUUGUAUCGAUUUACAACUCAAUAGCAUUCAUUUUGAAGCCUUUUUGGAAACUGAAACCCUUCUUAACUAUACCAAUCCUGAAGUUAGUGCAAACUACAUUCUAUGCUGACACCGACAAGGCAUUCAGACACUUUGGCUACAAGCCCUAUUACAGCUGGGUGGAAAGCAAGCAGAGGACCUGCCAAUGGCUGAAACAGGCAACCGAAGACCUGAGAAAGACUAAAAAGGAUUCUUAAAGGCUGAUUCUAUUAAUGUUUAUACAAAAAUAAAGGUGCCAAAGCAACCAUAUUA